UACAAAUCAAGUUAAGCUCCCAAUCAACUAGCUAGAUCAGCAGCAACAUUUAGUGUAAAGGAAGCAAGAUCGAUGAAUAGUCACUCGAUCAUGGCGGUGCCGUCGGUGUUCGCCGCCUUUGACACGGACGGCGACGGCAAGGUGUCUGCGUCCGAGCUGCGGCGCUGCAUGGAGGCGACGCUGGGCGACGGCGUGUCCGAGGAAGAAGUGGUGGCGGUCCUCGCUACGGUUGAUGCCGACGGCGACGGGCUGCUAAACCAGGGAGAGUUCUCGAGGCUAGUCACCGGCGCUGAGGAAGAGUACGAUGCCGACGUGAAGCGAAGGUGCCUGCGGGAGGCGUUCGGGAUGUACGCAUCGUCGUCCACGGAAGACACGAUUACGCCGGCGAGCCUGAGGCGGACGCUGAGCAGGCUAGGGUCGCACGAGCUGGGCGUGGAGGAGUGCCGGGCAAUGAUCUGCAGGUUCGACCUCGACGGCGACGGCAAACUCUCCUUCGACGAGUUCAGGGUCAUGAUGAUGGCAUGAUCAUCGACUCUCUUGGUCGCAUUCUUGUAGAUACGUGUAAUGUUGACUUAAUUCAUUGAUCGAUCACAUACGGAGUAUGUCAUAUGUGAUAUGCAUGUACAGCCAUAUGUAUGUCAUACGGAGUACUCUCAUGGUCGCAUUCUUCUGGAUACAUAGUAAUGUUCACUUAAUCCAU
Messenger RNA from Triticum dicoccoides, 700 nucleotides. Its product is annotated as probable calcium-binding protein CML25/26. Gene Ontology annotation, molecular function: calcium ion binding. The record is from RefSeq and is a predicted model, not a curated record. The coding region runs from base 73 to 525 and encodes 150 amino acids. The transcript has a single exon. NCBI's taxonomy places the organism in Eukaryota, Viridiplantae, Streptophyta, Magnoliopsida, Poales, Poaceae.